Messenger RNA from Cannabis sativa, 657 nucleotides. RefSeq lists its product as uncharacterized. The coding region runs from base 1 to 657 and encodes 218 amino acids. The transcript has a single exon. NCBI's taxonomy places the organism in Eukaryota, Viridiplantae, Streptophyta, Magnoliopsida, Rosales, Cannabaceae. The record is from RefSeq and is a predicted model, not a curated record.
AUGGAAAAUAUCCAUUCCGCUCUUUCCCUCACUGAUGAGGAAAGUUCAAUUCUCACUCUGCCUGACGUUGCUGCUCUGCAUCCGACAACAUCCCAGCCUGCUUUUGGACUUGUAGCAAGGGUCCUAACCACCCAGAAUGUCUACAAAUCGGGCUUCAUCAAUCAAAUUUCGGGGCACUGGCAGGGACAGUACCCUGUCACAAUCACUGAAUACAAAAAUGAAGAAGGUUUAUUCCACAUUUGCUUUGGAUGCGAGGGUGAUAUACGACGAGUACUCAGCAAAGAACCAUGGCACUUUCAAAACUACUUAAUUAUCCUUUUGGCACCAGAUGCUCUGCAAAAUGUCACAAAGGAUAAUAUGGUUUAUACUCCUUUUUGGGUGCAAAUAUAUCGUUUAACUUUCCUAAGUAAAUCAAGAUUCCUUGCUGAAGCGCUAGGGAAUAUCAUUGGAGAAUUUUUGGAAGUUCAUGAUGAUUCUACUAAUGAGGGCUGGGGUCCUUUUUUGCGGAUCCGAGUCAAACUUCUAGUAACUAAACCACUCAUGAGGGGCCUAAUGAUUAAACUUCUAAAAAUAAAGGAUGAAUUUUGGAUUGACUUUCGAUAUGAGCGGUUGCCUGAAUUUUGCUUUGAAUGUGGCUGUCUUGGCCAUCCUUUUUGA